Molecule: messenger RNA, 4801 nt
Organism: Alligator sinensis (Chinese alligator)
Lineage: Eukaryota; Metazoa; Chordata; Crocodylia; Alligatoridae
Gene: TEX2
Product: testis expressed 2
Exons: 13
Coding region: 91-3468 (1125 amino acids)
Cellular component (GO): endoplasmic reticulum
Molecular function (GO): lipid binding
Source: RefSeq, a predicted model, not a curated record
CUGCAGAACUGGCUCUGUGGUACUUAGUAUGACCAUUACUGGGUUGUAACUAUCUGACGCAACAACUUUGAAGCAUAUCUGGAAUCUGCAAUGACAAGUCUGAACAGUAGCCAUGCAGAGAAAACUGGUGAAAUGUCUUCAAAGCAGUCUGCCCCAAAAGUGCAGGUUCAGAGAUCUGUUUCCCGAGAAACCAUCACCAUUCACUUCUCGGCAUUUGGGAAGGAGGAAGAGGAGGAGGAAGAGGAGUUUAAGCAGACGCCGGAUGAGGAACUGGAUGACCAAAGCAUUGUGACAGCACUUGAAGCCAAGGAAGACCUCUGCUUUGAACAUGGCAGCCAUGACAGUUCUAGUCCAGCUACCCCACCUAGCCCGGUCAACUCUGCAUCCCUACUGUCUCCAUCACCUGCUGUUAUGCCAACUGUAAACACUGUAAAGCUGUUGGAUUCUCCUUCCACUUCCCAAGUAUUCAAUGCAGUGCCAUUAGUUCUGUCUCCCUCCUUGCACUCCUGUUACGUAGCUAGUUCAUCAGGUGUGUCAUCCCCUUCUGAGCAGAAAGCCAGCUCCUCCUCCCCGUCAUCCUCCCCAUUCAAGGCAACUGUCUUGACUAGUACAUCAUCCUCCACUUCUAGCUCAAAGCCUUUUAUGAGUUUAGUUAGGUCCCUUUCAACAGAUGUAGAACCAAAAGAGCCCACCCCACCCACAAGACACAGGCACUUAAUGAAAACCUUAGUGAAGUCUCUGUCAACGGACACUUCUAGACAAGAAGCUGAAGCUGUGUCCUACAGACCACCUGACUCUAAACUGAACUUGCACCUGUUCAAGCAGUUCACUCAGCCUCGAGUUGUUACAGGUGGCGAUUCCAAAACUGCCCCCUCCUCCCCGUUAACGUCUCCUUUGGAUACUCGCUCUUUUUUUAAGGUCCCUGAAAUGGAGGCUAAAAUUGAAGACACUAAAAGGCGCCUUUCAGAAGUCAUUUAUGAGCCUUUUCAGCUCCUCAGCAAAAUAAUAGGUGAUGAAAGUAGUAGCCACAGGCCCAAAGCCUUAUCUUCAAGUGCUUCAGAACUAUCAAAUCUUUCCAGUUUGAACGGCCACUUGGAAAGCAAUAACAACUACAGCAUUAAGGAAGAAGAAUGUGAUUCUGAAGGGGACUUCUAUGGUAGUGAACCUCGUCUAAAUAAGAGCGACCAGGCCAAAAUUGCUGAGGAACAGGCAAAAGAUACUGAGAGUCAGAGCUCUCAGUCUAUAUGCACAAAGGAUGUUGGGUUGAAAACUUUGCUUGUACUUGAAAAAUGUUCUUUGUCUGCACUGGCAAGCAAAGAGGAUGAGGAGUUUUGUGAACUUUAUUCUGAAGACUUUCUCUUGAUAGAGGAAGAAAAUAAAGGGGAUAAACCUACAGAUGCUGUGCUGCAGCCAGAGAUGACUGAGGAAAAUGGUACUGUGCUCAGUAGGGAAGAUGACCUUAACCUUUAUGUGCAGCAGCCUAAAAUACCAGUGAAGACUUUGUACUUCUUUACAAUGUUAGUCUAUGCUUACCUUAUACUCCCUCUCCCUAGUUAUUUCAGUGGACUAUUUCUGGGGGUUGCCCUUGGAUUUAUGAUGGCUUUCUGUGUGAUAUGGCUUUUUACACCCACUACUUGGGAAUAUCACAAUUUACCUAGAAAUCUGAGCAAGCAAUGGAAUACAGAAUCGCUGGAUAUCAAAGAACCUGACAUAUUGAAGGGAUGGAUGAAUGAAAUUUAUAAUUAUGAUCCAGAAACUUAUCAUGCUACAUUGACUCACUCUGUUUAUGUGCGGCUAGAAGGAAGCACCUUAAGACUUUCAAAACCCAAUAAAAAUAUUUCCAGAAGGGCUAUUUACAAUGAGCCUAAACCUGAUGUCUCCUACAUCAGCCAGAAAAUUUAUGAGCUUACAGACAGCAAGAUCUAUCUGGUUCCCAAGAGUCUGGCACGAAAGCGAAUUUGGAAUAAAAAGUACCCUAUUUGCAUUGAACUUGCUAGACAAGAUGACUUUAUGGCUAAGGCCCAGACUGAUAAAGAGAACUUGGAAGAAAAGUCAUCUGCAGAAAAAAUAGACUUAAGCAGUGAAGAAUCCAAGAAACCUCAGGAUGGAGCAAAGUCCACUAUACAGAAGGAUCAAGCGCUUUACCUCUUUGGAAGGACGGGUAGGGAGAAGGAGGAAUGGUUUAGGAGAUUCCUUCUGGCUUCCAAGUUAAAGUUGGAAGCAAAGAAGCCAUUUACUUUAUGUGGAAACAAACCAGGGUUCUUGCCAGCGCACAGUAGAAGCAAUAGUCAGUCUGGGAUGCUCACGCACAGCCGCAGCAGUAGCAAAGGAAGUGCAGAAGAAAUUGUGUCUCUGCCUAAGCAAAAGGACCUGGGAGGCAGCGUGCGACAAAAAAUGCUUUUGGACUAUAGUAUGUACAUGGCAAAGUGUGUUCCACAGGAAAGCAGAAGUCCUUCCGUUAGUCCAGUCCCCAGUGCAGACAGCAGCCCUACUGCUGUGAAGAAGUUGCCAGACAUUCACCCUGUAGCUGAAGAAGAGGAACAGGAGGCAUGGGUAAAUGCAUUGCUUGGAAGAAUAUUUUGGGAUUUCUUAGGUGAAAAGUAUUGGUCUGAUCUGGUGUCCAAGAAGAUCCAAAUGAAACUCAGCAAAAUAAAGCUACCAUACUUCAUGAAUGAGCUGACUCUAACUGAACUUGACAUGGGAGUAGCAGUGCCAAAGAUCCUCCAGGCCUUCAGACCUUCUGUCAAUCACAAAGGGCUUUGGAUUGAUUUGGAAAUAUCUUAUAAUGGGUCUUUCUUAAUGACCCUGGAGACCAAAAUGAAUUUGACCAAACUUGGUAAAGAACCUCUUGGUGAAGCACUGAAAGUUGGAGAGAUUGGCAAAGAAGGUUUCAGGCCAAGAGCGUAUUGCCUUGCAGACAGUGAUGAAGAAUCCUCUAGUGCUGGGUCUUCAGAGGAGGAUGAUGCCCCUGAGCUGAUGGGUGGAGAGAAGCAGCUGGCUCCAGGAGCAGAGGGGUAUGUUGGAGGACAUCGGACAAGUAAAAUCAUGAGAAUUGUGGAUAAAAUCACCAAGUCGAAAUAUUUCCAAAAAGCCACAGAGACUGAGUUCAUUAAGAAGAAGAUUGAAGAGGUAUCUAAUACUCCACUGCUGCUAACCGUUGAAGUGCAAGAAUGUAAAGGAACACUAGCAAUUAACAUUCCACCACCACCCACUGACAGGAUAUGGUACGGUUUCCGAAGACCUCCUUACUUAGAGCUAAAAGCUCGGCCAAAGCUUGGUGAGCGAGAAGUGACUUUGGUUCACGUGACUGAGUGGAUAGAGAAGAAACUGGAACAAGAAUUUCAGAAAAUCUUUGUCAUGCCAAACAUGGAUGAUGUUUAUAUUCCUCUAAUGCACUCGGCCAUGGAUCCCCGCUCGUCUACUUGCCCAUCAAAAGAUUCAGUCACGGAGGCUGCUAAUCAACCAUGAAAUGUGAAGACUUUGCAGUUUACAGUAUUACUACUUUUACUUUCAUGGUUUUUUAAAACCGUGCAGUAGUUUUUGCCCUUAACUUGUGCCACACUUUUCCCCCCUCCCUUUCCUUUUUUUUUUAAAUUUUUUUGAGGACUGCUUAGACCAUAUCUUUGCACUUCACUUGCCUGGUUACUGUUCCUGCUUACUUCAGUUAUACGAAGUUCCAUUUCAUCCCAUGUAGCAGUUGAUUUCUCUCUAACAGCUGCUGUCAGGAUUUUAUUAUGGAGGCUAAGGUGACCUUCUCUGAGGUAAGGAAACCAGAGAAACCAUUGUAGUAGACCAAGGAGCUUGAUGACACAAUUGCUCAGCUUGUGUUGUCACACUGUGCUAACGUAUGGUUCAGUCUUGAAAGAUUGUUCUGGCAGCAAAGGAACCGCAUGCCAAAUGACCGGAGUCUGCGGUAAGAAACACAUUUAUACACCUGGAAGACUUUCUCUCGCUCAGGCAGUUGGAGGUGUAGAAUGAACUGUUUCAUGUUCUUUCACUUCUGCAGUCAAUAGCUUGUGUCAAGCAAUCGAAAUAUGAAAUGCUUUCAGGAGAAAAGAAUGUAAAUUGGAUGUAUAGGUAAUAUUGUGAAUCAGUCUGGGGUAUACAUAUUAACUUAUUUUUUUUCAUGCAAAUUUUGUGGUUUUUUUGGGAAGCAAGUAGCCAUAAAACCAACAAACAAAAAUAUCUGAAGGUGGGAAUUGUAAGGAUUUUGUGAUUGGGAAAACAUUAGUCAAAGCCAUGAGACCAAACCAUAACAAGCCGCCUUAUAGUGAGGUACAAUCACCACGGUUUGUGAUUUAAUUCUCAAUGUUUGUUACAGAGGUGAACAUACGUGAAAAUGUCUAAUUCUGCACAUAAUGACCAGAAAUCUUUAGUUACCUUACUUGUGUAUGGAGUCUCUAGAGACAAUGAAAAACUUUCUGGCAGGAGAAUUUCUGUUGCUGAAUUUCCCCAUCACACCAGUGUUUACAAUGGAAAAGCAUGGGCUCAAAUUCUGACUUGUUACAGCCCUGCAGCUGAAGUGAGUUCACUUGAUGGCUGUGAGGAUUAUCUCUGUUGAGGGCAGACUUUGAUCCCCGUGCAUUUGUUUCUCAAAGUUUUGUAGGUGACAUAGGAAUUGAGGUAUUUGCAGUUACUCAAGCUGAUCAGAAGCUGGUUAUAUUUAAGGACUAUUUCUGCUAAUUAAUGGCCAAAACUAAGGAAAAAAAACUGCCUUUUUAUUUAUAUCCUGUAUGGAGACUCGAGACUAAAUGUACACAUUAACUAUUUGAUCACUACAUAUCCAAUGUUUAACAUCUGU